AUGCAAUGGCAGAAUUUCUCCAAUGCAUCCUCAAGUCUGAAGGCUUCGAAAGAUGAAACCCAAGGAGUGAAAAAACCAUAUCCAAGACCCACGAGACAACUACCCGCGAUACUAAGAGCUAACCAAAGGCCAAAUAAAGCAGGCAAGCCAAACAAGAUUGCAACUUUAAGGGGAAAGAGCCCCAAAAUCACCGCUAAAUUCCCUAAAAUCAGAAUCAAAGCAGCAAUCGGACCAACAAUCAAACCUGCAACGUUAAAGGCAAGAGAAUCAAACAACAAAAAGAUAAAAGAAAAUCAGUACAAGACAGCUAAACACAGAUAUAAUUCUUUUAUAUGCAAGAGAAGGCUCAAAGUACCUACUUUUAAGGGCACCAAAACAGAGCACAGCACAAAAUGCAAAAACCACAGAGAGGGUUUUGACCCAAUCCUUGAAGCUAUUACUGGGCAUGUUUGGAUUUUCAAGAAACUCAGAAAAUUGGGAGCAAGAAAAUAUUUUUCAACAGAUGAUGAUAUCAAAGAAGAAAAGAAAAAACCCAGUAACUUUGAAACGAUGAAAUCCCAAAUAAGUCAGGAGAAGAUGAGAAAAACGACGCGUCAGAAGUUUCCAUUGAAAAGACAGCAAAGAAGGACCCCAACUGCAAAUAAACAAACAAAUACGCCACCAAAAGAGAAAUAUUCAAACGACUGGAUUAUCUCGAGCAUGUUGAGUCUUGUCUCGGGAGAAUUGCCGUCAGCUGAGGAACAUAUCUCCAUCUUCCUGAGAACACCAGCAUUUCCCAAAAUAAACUGCACAACUUCUAACUCUUCAUCUGUCCACCCGAACUCAUAG
Messenger RNA from Striga asiatica, 828 nucleotides. Lineage: Eukaryota; Viridiplantae; Streptophyta; Magnoliopsida; Lamiales; Orobanchaceae. The record is from the annotation of a GenBank genome assembly.